Molecule: messenger RNA, 1063 nt
Organism: Xenopus tropicalis (tropical clawed frog)
Lineage: Eukaryota; Metazoa; Chordata; Amphibia; Anura; Pipidae
Product: C-reactive protein
Exons: 3
Coding region: 94-777 (227 amino acids)
Cellular component (GO): extracellular region
Source: RefSeq, a predicted model, not a curated record
CUGGGAGCAGUACUCUGGGAUCCCAGCAAGGAUACCAUCGGAUUCCAUUGCUGCUCCUCACACAGGAACCACAAUCAGUAACACACCAGGAACAUGGAGAUGCGAGUCCUUUGGCUUUUGCUCUUUGCUGGAUCCAUGGCACAAGAAGACAUGGAUAGAAAUAUCUUUUUAUUCCCCAAAAAGUCUGUUGAUGAUUAUGUGGUUCUGAAACCAAUGGUGACUGGGCCGUUACACAAACUCACCGUUUGCUUGAGGAGCUACACAGAGGUUGGAAACUCUGCACUUUUUACCCUAGGCACCCCCAAAUCAAAGGUCCUCAAUAUGUUUGCUAUUUUCCAGUCCCAUAUACCUUAUUCCAUACCAUUUUAUGAUUCCAGUAUCUAUAUAAACAAUACACAGGUGUCCAUCACUGGAAAGGCAAAACCUCUGGACUGGAAUCACAUCUGUGUGACCUGGGACUCUAACACUGGGGUUCUACAGCUUUGGGUAAAUGGGAAAGUCUCCCCUCGCGCAGUACUGCAGAAAGGCUUUUCUAUUGAUCUCCAGGAUGGUAUUUCCCUGGGUCAGAUGCAGCAAUAUUAUUACCCUGAAUGGGAUCCUAAUGCUUCCUUUCAAGGGGAAAUAACCGAUGUCCAUAUGUGGAAUAAGGUUUUGCCUCCAAAGCUUAUAAGGCAGGUUCUGCGAAAUUAUAUAUAUACGAGUGGGAAUGUCAUUAGCUGGAAGUCUCUGCAUUACACUAUUAUUGGAGAUGUCAUUGUGCAACCCAAACUCUACUGAAGAUGUGGAAGUGAAUCAGAGCGCAGUCAUUGCUAAUGGAGACUAAUCUAUGCCAACUGAAAUAAGGGGCUCUUGGUAUAUACCUUUAUUUAACACGAGCUUAAUAAAUAUGCCCAAAUCCAUUUUGUGACUUGUAGAUCAAAUGAAUGUUAUUAAAUGUUAAUUUUAUUGUGCACAGUGUAGCAACAUGUUUAAUAAUCUCUCCAGUGAAAUGCUAUAAGACAAUAUUAAGCAUAUAGUAGAAACUGUUAGAAGAACCACUUGCUAAUAAAGCAUUAAAUCCUUA